This is a messenger RNA of Mizuhopecten yessoensis (Yesso scallop), 1474 nucleotides long. RefSeq lists its product as uncharacterized. Bases 1 to 1344 code for a protein of 447 amino acids. The record is from RefSeq and is a predicted model, not a curated record. The transcript is spliced from 9 exons. NCBI's taxonomy places the organism in Eukaryota, Metazoa, Mollusca, Bivalvia, Pectinida, Pectinidae.
AUGGCUCUCCAGCUCAAAGUCGGUGCCAAAACUAUUGAGACUGUUCCAGCUGUUAAAAACCUAGAGUGUACCCACCGACUCGUCUUGGGAGACCAGUCCGUCCGUUUCGAGAUUGUGGUGGAGGGAUCCAACAAGCGCCGCCGGAAGCUUGUUAGUUCCGAUGGCUUUGCCUACACCGUCAAGACCGUGACCAACAGGACAUGGAGGUUCAGCAUCAGAAACAAGACAAUCUGGUGUCGGGCAACCGUUCUUCAGAGAGGAGACUCCUUCAUUCCUGGUUCCUGCGACCACGUGCAUGCGCCAGACAACCUUAUUGUCAACCGAGUGAAGGACUCCGCUCUUGCAGAUAUUCACAGAUCGGCAGGAAGCAUCGCAGAGGCCGUUUUGUCCGAGCAGCUGGACCACAACUACUUCAACCUGCCCCGACCCGACUACCUGGCUCGUGCUGCCAACCGCCUACACCAGAACCUCCGGCCACGGGAUCCGAAGGACCUUGACUUCGAGAUAGACCAUGGUUUCCUUAGGUGCCCAGAACUUAUUAUCGGAGACGUCCACGUCGACAAUCAGCGCCACAUCCUGUUUGCUACGGAGCAACAACUGUCCCUCCUCAGACAAUCCAGGCGCUGGUAUCUGGACGGAACGUUUGAGGUACGGAAGGAUCCCUUCAAACAGCCAUGCUCCGUACAUGCAUUCCUUCAGAAGGACGACUCAUGCAAGCAGGUUCCGCUGGCCUUCACCCUGAUGUCCAGCCGGAGGACGCAGGACUACGAAGCUGUGUUCCGGAAGCUGAAGGAGUGCCUUGGUGGUCAGCCAGCUGUUCAGGGCUUUGUAAUGGAUUUCGAGUCAGCCUGUUGGCCAGUAGUGAUGACCGUCUUCACUGGAGCAGAGCUGAAGGAGUGUUCGUUCCACUGGGCUCAGGCCGUUCUGAGGAAGGUUGGCAGUCUUGGUCUGCGGCCAACGUAUGACCAGCGACAGGGUUGGCAUCAUAGAUUGAACGGCAUAGCGGUACAGGCCAAUUUGCCGUUCUACAUCCUGGUUCCUCUGCUCCUGAAUGAGACUGGUGUCCGAGUCUUCACUACAGAAGAGGCACCAGAGGACGACUUACCGCCGAAUCCAGGGAAGGUAGCGGAGCUGUGGGACCAGUAUGACCAGGAUGCCAUCUCCACCUCGGCGUUCCUGAAGAGGGUGGGGCACGUCUAUGCACCGAGGGCGACGGCUGACCAGCAGUUUUAUAUGUACAGUUUUUACGGAUUUGGACAUUUAUGGUUUUGUAAUUUAAAACAUUGCAUUAAAUAUGGACCUUUUUUUUAUAAUGAAAUCUCGGAAAUAACUUCGGCAGACUAAAUUUGUGUGGCUCUUACGGAGGGGGGCUGGCUCCACGUGGCAAGAGCUGGGCAACAACAAUGUAUGCAUUGUUGGCUGACACCCUCUAUUUAUAUUCACUAAACAUAAAUAACAAUUACCUUAUUGGAAA